GCGCGAUAGAAGGAUAGAGAGCGCGUGGUUGUUGAACGAGUAAGAAAACUUGAAAACGUCGCCACGAUGACACCGUACAGUGGGAAUGAAAAAACAAAACCCAACGACUAAGACCACCCACCACCGUAUCGUAGCUUCUCCGUCAAACAUUCAAUAAUUAUCUAACCACGGCGCUAUUACACUUCAAAUGUAAUCUUUAUGGAAUCCCAAUCCCAUUCAAUUCUCCCUAGUAUGGACCCUUCUGAAGAUCUUUCCUCUGUUUGGGACCUCACUUAUUUCCUUGACUUUAAUCUAGAUGAAGAUACAUCUCUCCCUUUGAAUCUGGACGACAAAAUUCCACCACUCCCACCUACUCCCAACCCUAACCCACCUAACACCAACCCUAACCCUCCUAACACCAUCCCUAACCCUCAGAUCCGAAAACGUGACCCUAGACUCACUUGCUCCAACUUUCUCGCGGGUGUGGUUCCAUGUGCGUGUCCUGAACUCGAUGCUCAGCUCGAAGAAAACGGUUUACCUGGUAAGAAACGUGCUCGUACCGCACGUGCAUCUACUUCGUCGCGUUGUCAGGUUACUGGUUGUGAAGUUGAUAUAUCUGAACUUAAAGGUUAUCACCGACGUCAUAGAGUUUGUUUGCGAUGUGCAAAUGCCGCUACCGUUCUUCUUGAUGGUGAGGCUAAGAGAUACUGUCAACAGUGCGGAAAGUUUCACGUUUUAUCGGACUUCGACAAAGAUAAACGAAGUUGUAGAAGGAAAUUGGAGCGUCAUAACACUAGGAGAAGGAGAAAGGCUUCAGAUUCUACAGAAGUUGUUGAUCAUGAACUUCAAAUUGUUACUCAAAACGAGGAUUCAAAUUGUGAUGGAGAAAUUGGAAUAGAUUAUUCGAAUUUGAGCAGUCAAAAUAUUGAUAAAAGAGUGUCGCCAGAUCAUGAAGAAGAACCAUCUGCUAUUCGGUCCUCAUCUCCAGAGACACAGAAUAUUAACAGUGAUAGUGUUGUGUCCGUUGUUGCUUCGGCUGAAACACAAGUGAAUGUUGGAAAAGAUGUUUCCAAUAUUUCCAAGUCGCCUUCAUAUUGUGACAAUAGAAGUGAUUAUUCUUCUAUGUGCCAAACAGGUCGGAUUUCUUUUAAGCUUUACGAUUGGAAUCCUGCAGAAUUUCCGAGAAGGCUACGGAACCAAAUAUGCCAAUGGUUGGCAAGUAUGCCUAUGGAACUGGAAGGAUAUAUCCGCCCUGGGUGUACAAUCCUGACUAUUUUUAUUGCAAUGCCAAAUAUUAUGUGGAUAGGUCUACUCAAAGAUCCUAUGUAUUACAUGCACGAUCUUGUUGCUCCUAGAAACUUGCUAUGGGGAAGAGGCUCUGCUCUUAUUCAUCUGAAUGACACGAUCUUCAGUGUUAUGAAAGAUGGAAGUUCUGUGACAGAAGUCGAGGUAAACAUGCAGGUACCUAGGCUUCACUAUAUUCAUCCCACAUGCUUUGAAGCAGGGAAACCGAUGGAAUUUUUUGCUUGUGGAAGUAAUUUGCUGCAGCCUAAGUUUCGGUUUCUUGUAUCUUUUUAUGGAAAGUAUCUGAAGUGUGAGUAUUGUGUCCCAUCUCCACAUAACUGGACUGAAGACAAUAGUUCUUGUGCUUUUGACAAUCAGUUAUACAAAAUAUGUAUUCCUCAUACUGAGGAAAAUCUCAUGGGGCCUGCAUUUAUUGAGGUUGAGAAUGAGUCUGGUUUAUCAAACUUUAUUCCUGUACUUAUUGGGGAUAAAGAAAUUUGCACUGAAAUGAAGAGAUUGCAAAAAAAACUAGAUGUAUCUCUCCUUUAUAAACAAUUUCGGUCCGCAGCUGGUGGUUCUAUUUGUAGUUCAUGUGAAGCUUUUGUCCAUACUCAGACGUCAUCUUCAUUAGACUUGCUUCUAGACAUAGCAUGGUUACUUAAGAACCCUGCUUCAGAAAAUUUUGAAAGAGUGGUAUCUACUUCACAUAUUCAAAGAUGUUGCUAUUUGUUGGAUUUUCUAGUAUGCAAUGAUUCAACAAUCAUGUUGGGAAAAAUAUUACCAAAUUUGAUAAUUUUAACAGAAAUCGUGAAAUCCAAUUUAAGUGAUGUUGACACGGCCCAACUACUAAAGUGCAUGGGUAAUGCUAGAGAUGCUAUUUAUCAGAAACAUCAUAAAGGUGGAGGUAUAGUUUUUCACUCCAAAAUGGAAGAUUGUCAAAGUUGUUCUCAAGAUGACAUGUUAUCGGUAGUUGAAGUUAAUAGUCAGGGUAUCCUGUCUAGAGCAGAUGCAGAAUUGGGAUAUGUAAGAAGUCUUGCUUUUGAUGAAAAAAAUCAUAGUACGCCUCUUUUGAAAAGAGAUAUUAUAAUGAACGUGGAAGAGUUGCCUAACAAAUGUGACCAUCAAUAUCUUACAAAGGGAUUCUUGAGCUCUCGACCAACUAUUUUUGUGCUUGUCUCAAUUGGUGUUUGCCUUGCGGUAUGCGUAUCCGUCCUUCAUCAUGGGAGGGUUAAUGAGUUGGCGGUAUCCAUCAGACGGUGUUUGUUCAACCAUUAACAUAAUUUUUUUACUUUUGUACUUACAUUGGUACAUAUU
Cicer arietinum (chickpea) is the source of this 2577-nucleotide messenger RNA. Its product is annotated as squamosa promoter-binding-like protein 7. Gene Ontology annotation, molecular function: DNA binding. Lineage: Eukaryota; Viridiplantae; Streptophyta; Magnoliopsida; Fabales; Fabaceae. The record is from RefSeq and is a predicted model, not a curated record. Gene Ontology annotation, cellular component: nucleus.